Messenger RNA from Penicillium malachiteum, 999 nucleotides. RefSeq lists its product as uncharacterized. Lineage: Eukaryota; Fungi; Ascomycota; Eurotiomycetes; Eurotiales; Aspergillaceae. The transcript has 2 exons. The record is from RefSeq and is a predicted model, not a curated record. The coding region runs from base 1 to 999 and encodes 332 amino acids.
AUGGAUGGACCUCAAACAAACGAUUACUCUCUGCUCGAGGCAGUUCAAUCCCACCUAACCCUUAUAUCUGAUUCUGGGGGUUCUACAUCUGCAUCUGAAACUGCGUCUGCAUCCGCAUCGCCCCUCCGAGCAGGCAACGCCACAGACGAGGAUAAGAUCCAGGACCAGCUUGCCUUGAAUCAUGAACUCUCCGAACCCUUUCCAGAUUACGAAGACAUCUCAGUAGACCGCGGAUUCGAGAUAGCUUACUUGCGCGCCUUUUAUCUCACCAUGCGGGACCAGAUUCGCACUGGGGUUGUGGACCUUCGUAUCGAGUCACCUGCUCAGCUUUCCGAGAAGAAGCGACGAACCCUGAAUGCAAUCAAAGCGGCCCUUGCUAACCCUCAACUACCUACUCCAACUCGUGAGCGAUUCAUCGCAUUGACCAAUAUGGUCAUUCGCCUCGAGAACGCUCUUUUCUCUGAACCGGAAGCGGAGUUUUUGAACGAAAAGGCUACAAAGGACGCCCAGUACAUCGCAAACGGCAUGCUCACCUGGAUCAACUGGGUAGAGGCUAUUACCAAGGACAAUUACAACACCUCGGUCCACAUUUACCCUGCCUUGAAAGAGGCGUCCUAUGCGAAUAUUCCCGAGAAGCAUCGUUAUCUGCGCAUGUCAAUGAUAGUAAACUGUAGUCUCAAGAACCCACGACCUAUUGAACAAGACCUUCUGGCCUUGUUCAUGGUUCUAUUUGACGAAUGGGUUUACAAGGAGUUCCUACUCGUUCGCAGCGCCCAGGUUCACCACGAGAGAAAUGCGAAUGCUUCCCGCAUCCAACUUGCUCGAAGCCUCCAUGCUAUCUGGACUGGUCUUUCCGGCGCCAAUGAGAACUACGCCAAUUACAAGCGCAUGCUGAUCACUAUGCGCGACAGAUUCUUCAUCCCGUCGCUGGUCAGACUUCCCCACCACAUUUCGUGCCCUCUGCCCGUGUGUAUUGAGCGUUACCUUGGAUUUGACUGA